GACCGAGAAAACUAGACUUUCGAUGAACGACGAACACGAAUACGAGUUUUAAUUUACAAAUCUAAAUGUGUUCCAUAGCGAUGCCAGCUGAGCUGCUUCUGGGGCAUAGUCCUCCAGUGUACAGCUCGUUGCUGUACAGUCCUCUGGUGGUAACGGCACCAACGAUUACCAGCAGGUCGGUACCACCCAGGAUAAGGCCAUGCCUGUCAUCUGGCUCCUUGGCCAUAGACAGUAUACGGAACAAUAACGAUGGUGGCAACAAUAAGCAGAAAAAAAGGGUGGUAUUCGCGGAUGACCGUGGCCGCCCCCUUACUCAGGUACGCGUGAUGUCUGAACCGAGUAACGUGCCACCCCUCUGGAGCACGGCUUAUUUGGCCGGAUUAACUGGUCGACUACUCAACUCGAAAAUCGAACACGACGAGCCCACGGAGCUUGUAUCACCCUGGUUCGUGACAUUUCCCCAACCAGCAAGCGACUACCUUGCCUUUCGCCGGAAACUUGACCAAGAAAAUGUCAGUUUGGAGAACGUGAUAGUACGCGAGUCGGAACAGUGUCUGGUUGGCACCAUCAAAGUACGUAAUCUGGCGUACGACAAGGAGGUCGUGGUCAGGGCGAGCAACGACUCUUGGAAGACCCACGAGGACGUGCAUUGCACCUACGUCGAACAACCCGGUGCUCCGGCACUAAUCCUCUACGACACCUUCCGCUUUCGAUUAACUCCGCCGCUGAAAUCGAACGUGAUCGAGUUCUGUGUACGAUACCGUACCGAUGGAAAAGAGUACUGGGAUAAUAACGACGGAAAAAAUUUCAUCGUUCGCAAAAAAUUGGAGCCACGAGCACCACCCAAACGAUACGAUAUCCUGGCAACAACGUGCGACGGUUUUUCGAACAACGGCAUACGGGACAGCAUACCGCGGAUCACAGACGCAACUAGGGCGAAUGUGCGCACGUGGAGCGAGUUCGCGUCUUGGCAGCACCUCACGAACGACGCACCGUACUGGUGAAUCUCUGGGAAGCCUGGUCGCAAACGAUGUACGAAAGUCGUACGAAUUCUUCCAGUCUACUUGGUUUAACGAUCGAGGCGCAGAUCAUCACGUGGGACGAGGCGGCGACAUCGCGCGCGCGACACACGCGAUAGAAACGACCAAAUCGCAUUGUGAAAACGUGUGUGUCCAUAUGAGCGUGUUAACAGCAUGGACACCAGGAGCAGGGGAGAACGGGAGAACGUUGACGAAAGAAGAGAAGCGAUGGACGUGUACGAUUGAGUUCGAUUUGCAAAGAAAAUGAGCAUGGUGUUGCAUUGGAAAAAAGAGACAGAAGUAAAUUGAAGAUCGAUAGCGCGGAACAGACGAGAAAGGAGGCAUUGGUCGCGUUACAUUUAUGGGACGUCGGUUGGCGUGAUGACGGUUACACUUCGAGUUUGCGAGGAAACGGACCGCGGGAUGGAUGAUGAUGAUCAAAUCACGAUGGAGGGAGGGCAUCGAGAGAGUGUAGAGUAACAUAAGUGCAAUUAGGGAUCCUUCUAGGAGGGGAGAGAGAGAGAGAGAGAGAGAGAGAGAGAGAGAGAGAGAGAGAGAGAGAGAGAGAGUGGGAACCACUGGCAACUGACCUGACCGCUUUAAAGGGCGCGCUCUUGUAGUCCAGCUUGUGUGAUGUGAUAGCCGUCUUUUAGUCGAUUUUCCUGGGUAUCAACAUCAACCUCCUCCCCCUGCAGACGUG
Habropoda laboriosa is the source of this 1719-nucleotide messenger RNA. RefSeq names its product protein phosphatase 1 regulatory subunit 3C-B (gene Gbs-70E). Bases 66 to 1004 code for a protein of 312 amino acids. Lineage: Eukaryota; Metazoa; Arthropoda; Insecta; Hymenoptera; Apidae. The transcript has 5 exons. The record is from RefSeq and is a predicted model, not a curated record. Gene Ontology annotation, molecular function: protein phosphatase 1 binding; glycogen binding. Gene Ontology annotation, biological process: regulation of glycogen biosynthetic process. Gene Ontology annotation, cellular component: protein phosphatase type 1 complex.